Messenger RNA from Otolemur garnettii (small-eared galago), 1693 nucleotides. RefSeq names its product leucine rich repeat containing 3B (gene LRRC3B). Lineage: Eukaryota; Metazoa; Chordata; Mammalia; Primates; Galagidae. The coding region runs from base 590 to 1369 and encodes 259 amino acids. The record is from RefSeq and is a predicted model, not a curated record. Gene Ontology annotation, molecular function: protein binding. The transcript has 2 exons.
GACUGAGCCAUUGCAUCUGGGCGAGCGGCUCUUUUCCUUCCUCGGGUCUUUGUCUCCUCCUCCUGCCAGGCUUCUGCGCCUGGAGCAGGGUCUGCAGCAGCCGCCGCAGCAACGCCAGCCAAGUCGUGCCCCGCACGGCCGCCGGUGGCCGCACCCUAGCUCGGUGGCGGCGCCCGAAGACGCCAGCCGCGCCACGCACCGCCUGCGUCCCGCGACCCAGCCGCGGCGCACCGACGCCGUCGCCGCUGUGGCUGGGGAGCAGAGAACGCCUGGCCCGACAGGUCCCAGGUGGACCGCCCGGCUUGCAGAGGGUUGGAGGUGGCGGCCUCUGCAGCUCUGGCAGCGCGCACACCCCUAGGCAUACAAACCCAACGCCUCCUCCCUGCGCCACGAGGAUGGAGCAGCCACCCCGGUCCCGGACUGGCGCAAGGUGCCCAACCAAGGACAGGAAUAAUGAAGAGACACAUGUGUUAGUUGCAGCCUUUUAACCACCAAAGAAGGAAAUCAACGUUGCAGACAGGACUGGAACUGUUGCCACAUGUGUUGGAGUCAAUGAGGAAUGGGCUCGUGAUUAUGCUGACAUUCCAGCAUGAAUCUGGUAGACCUGUGGUUGACCCGUUCCCUCUCCAUGUGUCUCCUCCUACAAAGUUUUGUUCUUAUGAUACUGUGCUUUCAUUCUGCCAGUAUGUGUCCCAAGGGCUGUCUUUGUUCUUCCUCUGGGGGUUUAAAUGUCACUUGUAGCAAUGCAAAUCUCAAGGAAAUACCUAGAGAUCUUCCUCCUGAAACGGUGUUAUUGUAUCUGGACUCCAAUCAGAUCACAUCUAUCCCCAAUGAGAUUUUUAAGGACCUCCAUCAACUGAAAGUUCUCAACCUGUCCAAAAAUGGCAUUGAGUUUAUUGAUGAGCAUGCUUUUAAAGGAGUAGCUGAAACCCUGCAGACUUUGGACUUGUCAGACAAUCGGAUUCAAAGCGUGCACAAAAAUGCCUUCAAUAACUUGAAGGCCAGGGCCAGAAUUGCCAACAACCCCUGGCACUGUGACUGCACUCUACAGCAAGUUCUAAGGAGCAUGGCGUCCAAUCACGAGACAGCCCACAAUGUGAUCUGUAAAACCUCUGUGUUGGAUGAACAUGCCGGGAGACCAUUCCUCAAUGCUGCCAACGAUGCUGACCUUUGUAACCUCCCUAAAAAGACAACUGAUUAUGCCAUGCUGGUCACCAUGUUCGGCUGGUUCACCAUGGUGAUUUCAUAUGUGGUAUAUUAUGUGAGGCAAAAUCAAGAGGAUGCCCGGAGACACCUCGAAUACUUGAAAUCCCUGCCAAGCAGGCAAAAGAAAGCAGAUGAACCUGAUGACAUUAGCACUGUGGUAUAGUGUCCAAACUGAGUGGCAAUGAGAAGGAGAGUAGUUUGUGAUUGAAGUAGAAUAAGUGAUUUUCUUCUCCCAUCUAUUGUAAACCUUUCAAACUUUGUAUUUCAGUUUCUUUUGAAUUAUGCCACUGUUGAACUUUUGACAAACACUACAACAUACUAGAUAAUUUUAGUUUAGGUGAUCCACCCCCUUAAAUUGUACCCCUGGUGGUAUAUUCCUGAGUAAGCUACUAUCUGAACAUUAGUUAGCUCCAUCUCACUAUUUAAUAAUGAAAUUUAUUUUUUUAAUUUAAAACCAAAUAAAAGUUUAACUUUGAACCAUGGAAAA